This is a messenger RNA of Cavenderia fasciculata, 1278 nucleotides long. RefSeq lists its product as uncharacterized. Gene Ontology annotation, molecular function: mRNA binding. The transcript is spliced from 3 exons. The record is from RefSeq and is a predicted model, not a curated record. NCBI's taxonomy places the organism in Eukaryota, Evosea, Eumycetozoa, Acytosteliales, Cavenderiaceae. Bases 1 to 1278 code for a protein of 425 amino acids.
AUGACAACCGAUCAUGGAAAUCCAAAGAAAAAACAACCACAACUAUCCUCCUCUUCCUCUUCCUCUUUAUCAAUAUCACCAAAACACAAAAACUUUAUAGAUCAUUAUUUAAUCUAUAAUGAAAUUGAUAAAUUUAAAAAACCUGCUUUUAAAAGAGUAAUAUAUGUUGAAACAAUUCAAAGAUGGGAAUCAAAUUAUCAUUUUGGUGAAAGUAUUAAAGGGUUUAAUCCAAUUUCCAUUAAUUUUAAAUCAAAUCCAAUUGAUCCAUCUUUUUGUUUGGCUUUUAUAGAAUUUCAGGAAGAAAAUGAAUCAAUUAAAUGUAGAACAUUUUUAGAAAAUAAUUAUUAUAAAGUAUUUUGGGCAGUUCCCAUUUCAACACUUUAUGUAACCAAUAUUGAUCCAAACAUGAAGAGAAGUGUUGUAAUGGCAUUGUUUUCACAUUUUGGUGAAUUGGAAACAAAGGAAUGUGUGUUUAUCAACAACUAUGGAUUCAUUCGAUACACAAAGUCGUAUGACGCUGAAAAGGCACUUGCCAAACUCAAUGGAUUCAAAUUUGGUGAAAGAAAUCUAAAGGUAAAGUGGAGCGAUUCAUGCGACCAGAGAACUAGUAUCCAUAUCACAUUUGAUGUAAACAGCGGUAAUAUACCCGAGGGAUUCCAUCAAAUGGUUUGUCAAAAAUGUCAGCAAUUUGGAAAGAUCAAACAUUACAACAUUCCAAGAGACGCAAAGACUGGUGUCUACGAAGGAUACGGAUUCAUUCAUUUCAAGGAUUCUGAAAAUGGAGAGAUGGCAUCUCAAAGUGCAAUGGAUUUUUUCAACAACAAUAACUUUCUCUCCAAUGUCAAUAUUCAAUGUUCAUUUUCAAAAAAGAAAUCAACUUCUUAUAAAUCAUUUAUUAUUCCUCCAAAAUUAAAUAAUUAUAAUAUUAAUAAUAAUAAUAUUAAUAAUAAUAAUAAUAAUAUUAAUAAUAAUAAUAAUAAUAAUAAUAGAUCAUUACUAUCAUCAUCAUCUCCACCUAUAACAAUAUCACAAUCAUCACCAUCAAUUUAUUUAUUUUCUCCAUUCCAAAGUAUAUACUCAUCACAUACACUUGAUGAAAAUGAAGUUUACUCUUCUCCCUCCUCUUCUUCUUCUUCUUCUAAUUCUCCUUCUACCUCUCCUUCUCAUUCUUUAUCCAAAAAUUUCAAAGCAAUUUGCACUAUUGGUGAUUUGUUUAACGCAGAUAACCCCUUUUUCUUACCUUUAUUGCAACAACAACAAUCAAUUGUGAGCCUAUAA